CAGGGUUCGCUUUAAAAGCGGCCAUCUCGCGUCGCCCGUAAGCUGUAUCCCAGCGGCCCAUAUCGCUGCUUUGUAGUGACCUGGAAUGCGGGCACCUAGAGUGCAGGCAGAUUCACGAUGGGCUUCGUCUUUGCCAACAUCUACGUGAUCACGACCAUUGCGGUCAUUGGUGGUGCCCUGUUUGGUUUCGACAUUGCGUCUAUGUCUGCCAUUCUGGGCACUCAACAGUACAAAUGUUUCUUCAACCAGGGCGGCAUCGGUGAAGACGGGAAGUGUGCCGGACCGACCUCCAGCAACCAGGGAGGCAUCUCUGCCUCGAUGCCCGGAGGAUCCUUUGCCGGAGCUCUGUGUUCUGGUAUCCUCACCGACUGGCUUGGCCGUCGACGAGCAAUCCAGGUGGGCGCUGUGAUCUGGUGCAUCGGCAGUGCGAUUACCUGCUCCUCGUUCAGUAUCGGGCAGCUUGUUGUCGGCCGGUUCAUCAACGGGGUAUCCGUCGGCAUCUGCAGCGCGCAGGUGCCUGUGUACGUCUCCGAACUGGCGCAGCCUAGCAAGCGUGGAACUGUUGUCGGUGCCCAACAGUGGGCCAUUACUUGGGGGAUCAUGAUCAUGUUCUACAUCUCCUACGGCAGCAGCUACAUGGAGGGCCCCGCCGCAUGGAGACUGCCAUGGGGCCUGCAGAUGAUUCCCGCCGUCUUCCUCUUCUUCGCUCUGUUCUUCAUGCCCGAGAGCCCCAGAUGGUUGGCCAAGAAGGACCGGUGGGAGGAGUGCCACGAGACCCUCGCGCUCGUCCACGCCAAGGGGAAUCACAACGACCCUUUCGUCCGGACGGAGCUGCGCGAGAUCCGCGAGAUGUGUGAGUUUGAACGCGCCAAUGCAGAUGCCAGCUACCUGGAUCUGUUUAAGCCCAAUAUGAUCAACCGCACACAUAUCGGGAUGUUUACCCAGAUCUGGUCUCAACUGACGGGCAUGAACGUAAUGAUGCUGUACAUCACGUACGUCUUUGGUAUGGCCGGCCUUUCCGGCAACGCCAACCUUGUUGCCUCGUCGAUUCAGUACGUGAUUAACGUGGUAAUGACCAUUUUUGCCCUGGUCUUCAUCGACCGCUGGGGUCGCCGCAUCCCGCUGCUGAUCGGAUCCACCCUGAUGAUGACCUUCAUGUUCGCAAACGCCGGCAUCAUGGCUUCAUACGGCAAGCCAGCGCCCCCGGGCGGAGUCGACAACGUCCCUGAAGAGUCCUGGGACAUGUCAGAGGCCAAGUCCGCAGCCAAGGGGGUCAUUGCAUGCACCUACCUCUUCGUCGCAUCGUUCGCGCCUACGUGGGGUCCUGUCAGCUGGAUCUAUCCCCCCGAGCUGUUCCCCUUGCGCCUUCGCGGUAAAGCCGUAGCCGUGACGACCGCCUCAAACUGGAUCUUCAAUUUUGCGCUUUCUUACUUUGUGCCUCCUGCAUUCGAGAACAUUAAAUGGAAAGUGUACAUUGUAUUCGGUGUCUUCUGCGCCGCUAUGACACUGCACGUCUUCUUCCUCUUUCCUGAGACGGCCGGCAAGACCCUUGAGGAUGUUGAUGCGAUGUUCCAUACGAAUGUCAAGCCAUGGCAGACCAGGGUGCAGUAUCGCGAUAUCAAGAAUGUAGAGCGAGGCGGUGUUGGGGCUCGGAUGCUCGAGAAGGAGAACGCCGUUGGGGUGGAGAGGGAGGAGAGGGAGGUUGCUGCUUGAUUGAGUCGCAACUUCUUGAGUUGCUAGAGCUGCUCUGGUAUAGAGAGAUGCGUGCCUGGAUGGACUGUGGUAAUGGCCGGAAUAUAGAUUCCGCUGCGUGGAUCGCUUUAUUUCUCUUCUUAAAGUAGCAAAACACUGCCAAGUUUAGUCAUUUCUUGACUCCACCCCGACCGU
Molecule: messenger RNA, 1887 nt
Organism: Aspergillus nidulans FGSC A4
Lineage: Eukaryota; Fungi; Ascomycota; Eurotiomycetes; Eurotiales; Aspergillaceae
Product: sugar porter family MFS transporter
Exons: 3
Coding region: 118-1713 (531 amino acids)
Biological process (GO): transmembrane transport; carbohydrate transmembrane transport; proton transmembrane transport
Cellular component (GO): membrane
Molecular function (GO): transmembrane transporter activity
Source: RefSeq, a predicted model, not a curated record